Molecule: messenger RNA, 7635 nt
Organism: Lodderomyces parapsilosis
Lineage: Eukaryota; Fungi; Ascomycota; Pichiomycetes; Serinales; Debaryomycetaceae
Gene: CHK1
Product: Chk1p
Exons: 1
Coding region: 1-7635 (2544 amino acids)
Biological process (GO): protein phosphorylation; phosphorelay signal transduction system
Molecular function (GO): ATP binding; phosphorelay sensor kinase activity
Source: RefSeq, a predicted model, not a curated record
AUGACGUCCCCGAUGGCCGACAGAAGAAAGUCAACGGAAACAGUUUCGCCAACUACUUCAAACAGGGCCGAUGAUGACAGAGACAGUACCACAUACAACAAUAGCAUUUUCUCUUCUACACCAAAUCAAGAAAAGAAGGAGACAGAACAACGACCUGAAAUUCUGAGAAGAACUACUUUCGACUACGACUUUGUCGCAAAGAGUGUUUUGUCACCACCACAAGUGCUGGAAAGUUUGGCAAAGCUAAAGCUAAACACUUCGUUACCAGCUGAAUCAUCAUUUCCAUCUUCGGAAAAUCCUUCGGCCCUAAGCUUGAAUUAUGAAUUGAGUUCCGAUUACGGUGUGGAACCAUCCAGAUUAAUCAAACCCCCAUCACGUAUCAGUAUACCAGGAACUAGCUCACAAGGAUACUCCACUGACCAAACAUCUAGCCCAGACGACGAAAAUAGAGCAAUCAUUAAUCCCGACCAAAGCAUAUCCACUUUGUUUGGUGACGACGAGGACUUGAACUCGGUAGCUUCUUCCCGAGCACUCACAAUGGAUGAAGAUAGCUCUUCUCUAUCACUGGAGACUCGCGAAAAUGUGGCAUUGGGGAAGUCGUCGUAUUUGAAUAAUGUUAAUUAUAUAAGGGACCAUUUGGAUUUCUUGAACCAAAAUUUGAAUACCAACAAAUCACCUAGAGGCUCUGAUUCAAAAUACCUGGACUUCGUCAAUAUAUCACCGGACACUAUACCUGGUUAUAAUUUGCUCAAACAAUUUGGAAGUAGUAGUUUUCAAACGAACCUAUUGUACCACGGAAUAAAGGUGGGGAGCACUGACGACGCAAACACAGACAGCUUUUCUUGUAAGUUGGCUGGUGACCAGAGAGAUUAUAUCGAGACCAACUCGAAGGUAGUUUUGAGUAUUUCAUCAAAUAUCUUGAAGAAUAUGUCACUUUCAAGGCUCCUUAAUGAGUGGCACGUUUUGUCGGGUACAAAACCACCAAAGACUCAUCUUUUGUGGUCGAAUGAAACGUUGACCAACCAGUUUAUCACCGAUACCGAGCGACCAAAACUUCAAAAGGACAAAAAGCAUGGUCUAAACACUUUACCAUUGGGAGUUCCAGGUAUCUUAUACCCCGUUGAAAUUUUGACAUUCAGCUUUGUUAGCGAUCAGGGAAUAGAGCUCAAUCGCAAGAAUUUGAAAAAACAAAAGCGUGUUGCAUUGGUUUAUAAUGAUAAUGAUUACAAAUCUUUUCGCGAAUAUAGCUGUGGGACCGCAGAAUUACACCCUGAAAGAAAUUCGUCAACUUCUUCCUAUGGCUCGGGUUCUCGGUCAAUCAAGAGUGCGAACUCCACAUCACAUAAUACACCUAGUGACUCCAUUGAUCAAUCAAAUGGGUUCUUCGGUGGAGUUGGACCUGUUGGAGCCACUAGCUCGACAAAUUCCUUAUUCAACAGGUUGACGGAGCAAGUUUCGAGCAGCCCCAAGACCCCUUUGAAGGUGGUUGAGAUAAUCUCCGAUAUGAUAAAGGUUGUUGAAACCUUGGGCGUUGUGCACGAGCUUGGCUUUGUCCAUAAUGGUAUAACCAGUAUGAAUUUACUUAAAUCAGAAAAUGACCAGAAUGAUGUCAAGAUAACCGGCUGGGAGUUUGCAUUUUGUCAUCUUGAAGAUUGCAUUUAUGGAUAUAGGAAAAACCACUUGAACGAAAUAUCUGACUUGAUCCCUUAUAUGGCUCCCGAAGUUUCUGGUGUUGUCAAUCAAAUGGUUGAUCACAGAUCAGAUUUUUAUUCCCUUGGUAUAGUGAUGUAUGAGUUGUUAUUGGGAACCUUGCCAUUUCAAAGCGACGAUCCCAAUUCCAUUGUACGAAUGCACAUAUUUCAAAAGCCUGUUGCCCCACAUUUGUUGGCACCCAAUUGGAUCUCAGAGAAACUAGGGGCCACCAUCAUGAGAUGCCUUGAAAAAAAUCCACUGGACAGAUACACUGAUUGCUACUCUUUACUAAGUGAUUUGAUUUUGAUUAAAAAUCACUACAUUGAUAGGGUAAGCUCCAUGGGCGAGUUGGUAUGGAAUCACUGGAAAAGGACGGGGGAAUUUGAUGUCUAUCUCAACAAGGAAAAAAUGAAACAUCCCGAAAAAGUGGGUCACACACCAACACUCACGUUUCCAGCGAAAUUUAUAGGCCGCGAUGAAUUGUACAAAAAGAUCUUUGAUGAAUACAAUGACACUUUCGACGGGGGUGUUAACUUGUUUUGGAUAAGUGGUGAAAGUGGUGUUGGAAAAACCAUUAUUUUGAAUGAUAUGCGUGUAGGCGCAUUCUUCAAGUAUGACUUUUAUUGCAUUUGGAAGUUUUCAUGUUCUGAUACAGGAAACUCAAUUUAUCUGAUUCUUUUGGAAGGAAUCAAAACGAUCAUUGGUCAAAUUUUGGAAUGUUCUGAAGAAAUACAAGAUAGUUGGCGAGAUUUGAUUGUCACCAAUAUCCCAUUGGAUUUGAGUAUCUUGUUUUACCUCAUUCCGCAAUUGAGAAAACUAUUGGGUCCGAAAUACAUCUCAAUUUAUCAGCAUAAACUGGGAACAAACUCGCCAGGAGGUGCAAAUAGAGAGGAAGCAACCUCAACUUUGGAAGUCAAGUUCAGAGCAAUUAUAAAAUCAUUUUACAAAGUUGUUGGUUUGCAAGGGUUGACAAUUUUUAUCGAUGAUGUACAUUGGUGCAGUCAAGAAUCGUGGCACCUAUUAUGUGAUAUGUUGAAUUUCGAUGAUGAAGCAGACAUAAGUCAGAUGUCUUUGAAGAUUGUUUCCACUUUCACAACCGAUGCUAAACAAUUUCAAGAAAACAUCAGUAGUGUGGAAAAAGAGAAGCGGUUCAAGAAUUACGUUAAUAGAUCCAACAUGUCGUUACAUGUGUUUGAUGUGCCGAAAGUACCCGGCGAUGCUUACAAAAGUUGGAUUCUGCAAGUCAUCGGCACGAAUUCAUCAUCAGCCAGACACGGAAGUGGCCCCCCACCUGCUCCACAACAAAGUAGCAUGUCUUCAAUGAUCAAUAAGACUACAACUGAAAAGAAGAGUCCUAAAUCUUCAGCCAUGAACACCACGGCAAUUGCUAACGCUUUGAGGUUUUACGAGGCCACUGACGGGAACGUAAUGUUAGCGCAAUAUGCGAUAAGCAUGGCUCGAUUCAGUCAGCAUUGCUUUUAUGUAAAACAUGCAAAUUAUGGCCGAUUUGUUGUGGACAAUUUGUCGAUUGAAAAUUACGGAGCAAGCAAGAGCGAGAUCAUUGAAAACUUUAUCAAAGCUUCUAUCAACUCAGAUAUGAAAAGUUUGCUUGAAUUUGCUGCGAUCAUUUCCCAAGGACCAGGUUUCCACCUCUCUGAUUUGAUUGUCGCUUCUUCUUUGCCGAUGGACAAGGUGUUCAAAACACUUUCACUUUUGGUUGACGCAAAGAUACUUUUGCCUACAACUACAUACUACAAAGUUCCAUUCGAUUUGAUUUGCUCAAGUGAGUCGCCUUUUGACUUGCCGGAUAAUGAUAUAUGGGAGUUGACAUCGCAUUGCAGUUAUAGGUUUUAUUACGAUUCACUCAUUGUCCACAUCAUUGCAGAUUUAGUUGCCACCGACAAAUACAUGGAAUUAUCAAGACUUUGUGCUCUUAGAUAUCACAAAACUGUAAGCAAAGAAAAGAAUUUAAACAUUGGGGUCUAUCUACAAAUGGCGGGAUAUUUUCGCAACUCCUAUCAAGUGGCAAGACAAGAGGAAAAAGAGUUGUAUAUCGAGGUCUUGGUUCAAGCUGGCAGAUAUGCAUCAUCAACCUAUAACAUGAAGUUGGCACAAAAGUUAUUUGAAGUGGUAGGUGAACUUGUUGAUGAGCUUGACUCCAAGCGUCAGCUCAAAUCUAUAUUAACCGUGUCUCAAAAUCACUACUAUUUCGGUGAGUACGACAAGUGUUUGGAGGUAAUGAACAAUGCUCAAAAGAAGUACGGAUUUGACCGCAUUGUUUUCCUAUAUCAAUUGGUUCGAUGUAAAAUUCAAAUGGGUGAUAUCGAGGAAGCAAUUAAAAUAAGUUUCGAAAGUUUGCCUAAACUCGGAAUCACAAUCAGUGAUGAUGAAGAGCAGAACAUCAAAAACUAUCAAACGAUCAAGUCCAAAAUUCCAAUUUCAGUACCCGAUAUUAGAAACAUCCUAAGAGUAAAACCGACAGAGUCUCCAAAGCUUUUACUUAUCUACCAUUUGAUAAGUCAGCUUCUACCAUCAUUGGUUGUUUUUCGCAAGAACGCUAGCAGAAAACUUUUGGUGGUGCAAGCGAUGCAAGCCAUUUACAAACACGGGCCGUCACCGUUUGCUGCUAUGAUCAUCAUUGACUUUGCUUCCGAUUUUGCAAGCGAGUUUACAUCCGCUGGCCAAGUGAGAGCCAAGGAGCUUUGUAAAGUUGCCAUGAUUUUGGUCAAUCAUGCAAGCAACGUAUCGAUUAAUUACUACCGGGAAAUCUAUCAACUUUACGUUUGUACAUUGGCCCUAUAUCUUGAGCCAAUGCCGGCGAUCCUCAAGUAUUACGAGACAGGCUUGGAAAGUACCCAAAAUGAGAUGCUUCUGGGGUUUGGAGAGUUGCGCAUUGUGAUGUCAACAAUUGACAUAUUUCUACUUCUUUUGGGCGGCAAGGCCUAUGAUAUAUCUUAUCUGAUGAAGAGAAGGAAAUCACAGAGACAGAAAUUGGGACUACUGGAUGAACAGAUGUUUGUUUUUGAUUCAGAAGAUUGCGUGCUUGGGUCGUUGUCUGCUGUUGAUUAUCAAGCCCGAUAUGAGGCAACUAUGAUGAAGGAGAAAAGUUUGAGCCAAUUUUGCUACUUUGCGGUAGUAUUGAACGGUAUGAUAGUAGAGAAGAGGUACGAUGAAGGUGUCGAGUUGAUGUUGAACAAGUCCCACGAAGUUGUUGAAUCAUAUCCGCUUUUGUUCUACUCCAGUCAUUACUAUAUGGUAUCGGCUAUUAUAAUCACCUUUGCCUCAAAAGGAGAUCGAACUGUUGAAGAAAGGAAGACUGGUAUUUUCAAUGACAUAUAUCAUCGAGUGAAGUUGUGGGCAUCAACAAAUGAGCAUAAUUUUGGUAACCGCGUCAUUUUCCUACUGGCUUUGAAAGCUGUCAGAGACGGUAAUACGGACCACUUGGAGAUUCUCGACAUCUUUGAGGAUGCUAUUGACAAGGGUGCAAAAGCUCAGAAUUGGUAUGACGUGUCGUGGAUUAGUGUGUUUUGUGCCAGGUGGUUAGUCAACUGCAAUAAAAGUAAAAGAAGAAUUGGUCAAUUAGCCAAGCGCGCCAUUGAUAUAAUGAAGAAGUUGGAAUUUGACGAGUUUGUCAAACUAUUACUGGAAGAGUUUAAGAAAUACCUUGAGCAGGAUUGUGCAUUGUUUAGCUGGGCCGGUAUUGGCAAAAUGAAGCAGCGUGAAGAAGGAACAAGGCACGCAAAGAUAUUACCUUCCAAUCUUCCAAUCAGCACAGAUGAUAGUGUAAGCGAAGAUAUGAAGUCACAAAUGAAAUUGAACAGACAGUCGAGAAAAGCUAAGCAUAGAACAAAGAAGAACGAAAAUGCCAAUGCCGCGUAUGAUUUGAAUUCCACGAUACAAGCAUGUUUGGGGAUAUCCGAAGCCAGUGACGAACGAACUAUCUUGAUUGAGUUGUUAACAUGCGCUAUCAAAUUUGCUGAGGUUGAUUAUGGUGUGGUUGUGCAUAUGAGUGGAGAACCUAAAAUUAUAGGUGUUGGCUCGGCACAACACAUAUACACCUUAAAUGAAGAGCCAUUGAGCUCCAGGACUGAUGUUUGUCCUUAUCAAUUGUUGGUGCAUGUUUUGGAUACAGGAGAAGCCGUCAACAAGGAAGAUGACCAUAUUGCUUUUACAAAUCGUUUCGGCAAAGAUUCUUACUAUACACACAACUCUUGUUCCACGAUCUUGUGUAUCCCUUUGCAAAAUCAAUUUGGAGUUUUUGGUGCCUUGUAUUUGGAAGUCGAUUCGAGAAAAGAUAAAAAGAAGGCCAUCUUUGAUGGUCGGAAGCGUGAUUUGAUAAACUUGUUUUGUACUCAAGCAUCAGUGGCAAUGGGUAAAGCGAGGUUGAUUUCACAAAUGGAAGUUGCCAAAUUGGCGGCGGAGGAUGCCACAGCCGAAAAAGCAAGCUUUUUGGCCAACAUGUCCCAUGAAAUUAGAACGCCAUUCAAUUCGUUAUUGUCUUGCUCAAUAUUUUUAUUAGACACCACAUUGAACUCAACCCAGAGAGAAUAUGUUGAAGCCAUUAAAAGCUCGGCAAUGGUGACAUUGAAUAUAAUUGAUGGUAUAUUGGCAUUUUCAAAAAUUGAGCAUGGGUCAUUCACGUUGGAAAACUCGCCGUUUUCACUCAACGAUUGUAUUGAAAGUGCUAUACAAUUGGGAGGAGAACAAGUUGUUGACAAUGAUUUGGAGUUGGUGUUUUUCAACAAUUGUCCUCAGAUUAAUACAGUUACUGGUGAUGUCACUCGAGUAAGACAAAUUAUCAUCAACUUGGUUGGUAAUGCAAUGAAGUUUACCACUCAUGGCCAUAUAAUCGUCAAUUGCAAUGCUGCGGAAUUAACUCCAGAAAGAUACGAAGUUACACUUUCUGUGGAGGACACGGGAAUUGGUAUACCAGAGUUGUCGCAGAAUAAAGUAUUUGGGGCAUUUUCACAAGUGGAUGGAUCAUCUCGACGAGAGUUUGGUGGAUCGGGUUUAGGAUUGGCGAUAUCAAAGAAGUUGGCCGAUUUAAUGGGUGGUGAUAUUCGAUUUGAGAGUGAGGAAGGUGUUGGAAGUACUUUUUACUUUGAUGUUGCGUUUAAUGUGCUGUUGUUUGAUAAACCGGAGAUUGAAUUGCAAGGGAAAACGGCAUUAAUAUUGAAUAAAUUGGAUUUGACUGGGGCAUCGUUGAAGAAUAUGUUGACAUUUUUCAAAUUGGCAGUGGACGACGUACGUGAUGUUGAUGACAUUAAGGAUGGUGGGGUUUAUGACUUUUUGUUUGUAAAUUUGGAUGAAUACGAUGAGUUUAGUCGGUUGGAACCUCAAUUGAAACAAAGUGCCAAGAUUGUUAUUUUAGCACAAUUUGGUAAGCCAUUGACGGGGGAAAGCGCCAAAUACGAAGCAUUAUUGUGUCCCUUCCAACGCGAACGAGUAGUGAGAUUGCUUCGAGACGUUAAACCAGAAGUUAAACCCAGUGUGAUUACGCCAGUUCUGUUGGCCGAUGAAUACCCAUUGAGAAUUCUUCUUGCUGAAGAUAAUUUGUUAAACUACAAGGUUGCCUUAAAGUAUUUGGAGAAAUUGGGCUUUGAAGCCGACCACGCUAAAGAUGGAGUUGAAGUUUUAGAAAAGUGUAAUUCAUUAUUAGAAAAAGGUGAGAAAUACGAUGUCAUAUUGAUGGAUAUACAAAUGCCUACAAAAGAUGGUAUAUCUGCCACCAAAGAGUUGAUUGAAAAGUACACUAAAUUGAAUAAACAAAAUUACAUCCCCAAAAUUGUUGCAUUGACGGCGAAUGUUGCUGGUGAUGAUCGAAAAAAGUGCAUUGAAUGUGGUAUGGUUGAUUUUGUAUCAAAGCCAAUCUUGCCCAACGAAUUGAAGCGAGUAUUGACACAUUUGGGAAAAAUGGUGGGAGAGGAAAACAAGAAAGGCUAA